Lolium perenne is the source of this 2286-nucleotide messenger RNA. The record is from RefSeq and is a predicted model, not a curated record. NCBI's taxonomy places the organism in Eukaryota, Viridiplantae, Streptophyta, Magnoliopsida, Poales, Poaceae.
UUCCUUCUUUCCAUCUCUUCUACGCUCUCUUUUUGGUAAUGUUCGGUAUAGUUUAUACAGUCUUAUAUCAUGAUAAAGAGAAGUUGUGGCCAAAAGGUAUUUACCUCAAGGAACUUUCCCAAUCCUGCAUACUUGGCGGAAUAUAUGCUAUUUUUACCUCCUUGACCAAACUAAGCUAGGGCUCUCUUUUAUUUGCUGGCUCUAGUCUUGUGUCUUUUAUGUUCUUUUCUUGUUUUACCAUUCAUCAUUUGUUCAUGGGUCUUUUGUUCUUCCUUUGCUUAAAAUGUUUUAGAUUCUUGAUGAAUGCCAGAUCGGGGUCAGACCAAGUUCCAGUUUAAUCCACUGUCCAUGUUGAUGGGGCUCACUUCUCCCGAUCUAGCCCACAUAACUGCUUAAUUGAUAUUCUGACUUCUGAGUGUUGAUGCUGGGUCGUUGCAACUUUGCACACAACGUACUCGAAUGCUAGCAAAUAUCAAUCGGUGGCGAUAACUGAUAACGGCAACAUAUGACCUUCCUUAAGUUACCUUGAUUCUUUUGCAGUCUCUUAGAUCCUUCAUCUGAUGGAUCUAGUGGUAAUAAUUACAUGAGGGCCUUUGCUACUGAACACUGGAAUAUCUUUCCAAAAAUAUAUUGGCCUAACAGAGUUGUGCGACUAUUCUAUGCACCACUUACAUUGGCUCUCUUCGCUUCUUCAUUGAAAUGUGUUGAACUGCUUAUUAAGGCUGGUGCUGAUGUCAAUGCUGGUAGCCCUGCAACUCCAUUAACAUUAGCUGCAACGGAUGGCUUAGCUGACUGCAUCAAGUGCUUGUUGGAAGCUCAUGCUGAUCCCAAUAUUCCUGACGAAAUUGGUAGAAUGCCAGUGGAAUUAGCUGCAAUCCAUGGAUGGAAGGAAUGUGUUGAGAUUCUCUUUCCUGUCACAUCCCGUGUAGCUAGAUUCGCAGACUGGAGCAUUGAUGGAAUAAUGCAACAGUGCUCACAUGGUAAUCUUCAUAAAAGUGAGGAACCUGCUUUCAAAGCGCUAGGGGAUGCUGCAUUUAAGAGAAAGGAUUAUACUCAUGCAUCAGCUCUAUACACCAAGGGAAUGGACACUGACCCUAAGGAUUCAACCUUGUACGCAAAGAGGAGCCUUUGCUGGCUGCGUAUGGGUGAGAAAGACAAAGCUUUGGAUGAUGCCAAUACCUGCAAAUGUAUGAUUCUUGAUGGAUCAAAUUGCUUCCCUGAGCAAGGAGCAGCUCUAAUACCGACGGAGGACUAUGGCCAAGCAUCUGAAGCUCUUAUAUCUAGCUUGAAGUUGGAUUCUGGAAGCGGCCUGGUUGAUGAAGUAUCUGGAACUUGCAGGGAGGAGGAUAAGUGAAUAAAGGUUAGUUACUGCCCGGACAUGUGAAGCGUCCACUGAAGUUGUGAGGCGUUGUGUUUUGUUCGAUCUUGCACGUUGUACUGUAUAGCCUGUUGAUAUUCUGGUGAACAAAACAACGUAAGCGUGGAGAUGUAAGUACCUAUAGAUAGCACAAACGAGUAGCUGGAUUGUAGAUGAUGCCAACAUGUUACAUAUGGUACUGAGCUGUGAAACUGAACAAUGUACCAUAGUUGCUUACUUGGGGUAUAACUGCGAAUUUGGGACAAUAACUACACCACUAUUGCAAUUGAGAUUGUUGGGAGUUUAAACAUGUUGAAAGUCUUUUGUUUGUUAAAAGAUGCGACUGAGAUUAUUGGAAUUUCUUAUGUUCCAUGCUACUUUAUUGAUGAUACCUACAUGUUUUAUACAUACUUUAUGUCGUAUUUAUGCAUUUUCCGGCACUAACCUAUUAACGAGAUGCCAAAGAGCCAGUUGCUGUUUUCCGCUGUUUUUGGUUUCAGAAAUCCUAGUAAGGAAAUAUUCUCGGAAUUGGACGAAAUCAACGCCCAGGAUUUUAUUUUUUCCAUGAAGCUUCCAGAACACCGGGGGAGAUACGAAGUGGGGCGACGAGGCGACGCCACACCAGGGCGGCGCGGCCCAGGCCCUGGCCGCGCCGGCCUGUGGUGUGGGCCCCUCGUGGCGCCCCCUGACCUACCCUUCCGCCUACUUAAGCCUUCGUCGAGAAUAACUCCAGUACCGAGAGCCACGAUACGGAAAACCUUCCAGAGACGCCGCCACCAAUCCCAUCUCGGGGGAUUCAGGAGAUCGCCUCCGGCACCCUGCCGGAGAGGGGAAUCAUCUCCCGGAGGACUCUUCACCGCCAUGGUCGCCUCCGGAGUGAUGAGUGAGUAGUUCACCCCUGGACUAUGGGUCCAUAGCAGUAGCUAGAU